Molecule: messenger RNA, 3783 nt
Organism: Gasterosteus aculeatus aculeatus (three-spined stickleback)
Lineage: Eukaryota; Metazoa; Chordata; Actinopteri; Perciformes; Gasterosteidae
Source: RefSeq, a predicted model, not a curated record
UGUGCCCGACACGGCGCGGCUCGGUGCAUCAAGGUAAUCGGAGCGACGCGAGUCGGUCGCUGCACGCAAGCGGGUAAAUACUGUAUGUUUGCUCGGUUAAGGGCGUGCAUGUGCCGUGUGCAUGGCGAAUCCCACAGUGCAGUGGACGUUCGCUCUAAGAUGGAAUGCGGACAUUAAAUAUGAGCCAGCUGAGCUGUGGGGGCCGGCGCAGUGCAAAAAAAAAAAAAAAAAGAAUGCUGGAGCGAUUGAAAUAACAAGCGAUGCAAGUCCACAAAUGAUGGAUUCAGCUUGCGUAACCGUGCAGCAGAUUGUAGCGACACAACGCAUGUAAUUGUUGCCACCCCAAAUGUCAUCGCCAGAAUAAACAUACUAGGAAAGAGCCCCCCCUCUCUUAAUACGCACAAGUGCCGUUCACACACAUGUUCUUUGAGGGUAACAGUUGUCGCACGAGGUCCGAAUAUUAAUACGGUCUUAUUAAUUGGUUAUUUGCGGGCAGGCGUGAAGCAGGGGUUUUAAAGGGUAGUUCAAUCGUCACUAUUUAAACGAUGAUGAAAUGCAAAUACCGGGAUAACCAUACGACUGUUGCCUUAUUUUGACGGUUAAUACCUUAUUCUUCAGUUUCUAUUUGAAAUAAUCUUUAUAGUAUGCUCGGACAGCCAAGUCAUUUUGCAGCCCCAUAAAGAGCCUAAAAAGUUAUGAGGCUCCUCCAAACCCACGGCCUGUUGACCGGUUUGGAGUGAGUCCCAGAAGCUCCUGUUUCUUCUGCCCGCAGUGUAAUGAGGUGCGUUUUCAUCGGUAGGGCGCCUUAUUGCGUGGGAGGGCCGCCAACUGACCCCGGGGCCACGCACCUGCCUGAAGCCUUUGCUCGGCGUUGGUGGAAUCCCCACUCAGAGAUUAAGAGAAGUUCUGAAAAUUAGAAUAUACCAUUGUCACGCCAACGCUUGCUUUUCUCUCAACUCUCUGUUUCAUAUAUGAAACUCGUUUUCAUCUCUCUGAAUUAUAAUGUUUUAUAAUUAUAAUGUUUUUAAUUGAUAAUAAUGUUUAUAAUAUAUUAUUUUUCUAAUCGGAACAAAGCUAUUGAUCCCACUCAGGUCAACCACAAGAAAAAGAAAAAACAGCAAAAACAUGUAUUUUUUACGAAGAAAAAAAAGAUUCUGAACAAAAGCAGGUUACCUUUUCCGGUUAACCAUAUUCUCUCCUCUAUUAGGUUUUGCAUUUAUUACAAAAACCAUUGUCGAUUCCUCCUUUCACACGUGGAGCCCUCUUCAAAUCACACAUCUGGUCAGAGUGUGAUCAGAGUUUUCCCAAUGUGUAUGUUAUAAUGAUGAGAAUCAAAACUGUCAAGUUGCUAAGCUUUAGACUAACGACAGAACAAACGUACAUACAUGUUCUCCUUUAUGCAAUGCUAGAAUGCAAUAAAAAUAGUUAUUCCUCGGUAUCUCACUAUGAUACGCUUUAUAUUAUAUUAGACGUAAUUUACAUUCUUAGGGAGCAACUUCACAGGACUGACGGGUGAUUUCAUUUCCUGCUUGUAAAUCUUUAGCUGCCUCCGCAGCUACUUUGCUCGCUCGCUCCAUACAUAAUCCCACAAAGUCAGUGACUCAACUCAACCAAGGGUCAGUGGCUCUGUGAUUAUCCUAACGGAUUCACGGAUAUCUACCAAGAUCAUGCUUGGAUAGGCCUCGGCUCCCUGUGACCCUGAAGGGGAUUGAAUCCAGGAAAGUCCAUUCCCUUUGGGCUGUGAUGCUUUGCCAACAGAGCCUUACGUCUCACAGUGAUCUGUUCAAUUUAGAAAAUCCCUGUUUUGGAUUGUAGAAGUGAACUCUUCUAAAAACAAUGAGUCUAAACCAGUAACAAUCUAUUUAAAAAAAAAUUAAUUAAGGUUUGAACAUAUUUCAUGGCAUUUUGAGAUAUUACACCCAUGCAUUACCAUAAUCUCUCCAUCUGUUUUCUAUUUCAGUUUAUUUUUGUCUCACCAGUUCAAAGGAUGCACUGGUCAAUGAACACACUGCUGUUGCCGCCAUACAUUGAGCUGGGCGUCCAUUCUCUCAGUGGACUCCUGUGGACAUUCCUGCUCCUCUUUCUGUGGCACUGUUAUCGAAUGGGCUCCGACCUGCCCAUGCCAGGCCACGCACACGGGGGAAAGCUCAAGUCAGGCUCCAGGCGGUCCAUGAUGACCCGCGGCGGUAGCUGUGCUGGAACUAAAUCCAGCGCACGGUCAAAGCUUUUGAGAAGUGAUCAAAUUACUCCCUUUAUUUCCAUGGAAACAGAGGAGGAUGAGGAACAGGGACAGGGCUACCUCGCCCCGGUGCUGAGUCAUGCCUUGUUCCCUGGCCAGGCAUCUGCAGAAGCCAAGAAACGGUAUGAAGCACUGCAAGAGUACGCCAAGCGCUACAGUUGGGUGGGCAUGGGCCGCAUUCAUAAAGGCCUCCGUGAGCAGGUCAGACUGAACGAUCUCUCUGCCAUACAGAAGCCUCAUCUCUUCUUCUUGCCUGACGUCCCGAGUGUUCCUUUCUUUCCCCGAGAUGCUCAUCGACAUGACAUUGAGGUCUUGGAGGCAAACUACUCUGUUAUCUUUGCGGAAUUCAAGGCUGUGUACCAGAGAGGCAUCGACUCAAAACAAGGCUGGACCAGUCUGGGACCAAAGGGCCAUGCAGUGUUCCCUUUGUACAGUGCAGGUGUCUCUGUGGCAGCAAACUGUCGCUCCUGUCCGCGCACCUACCGGACGCUUCUCUGUCUACGCACGUUCAUAAGCAGCAACUCAUUGGGAUCUGCUGGAUUUUGGCUGUUGGGGCCAGGAGCCACGUUGGGGAGCUCAUACGGACCCACUAAUACGCGCCUACGUUGUCACCUUGGUCUGCAGACCCCCCCCCUGUGUGAGCUGGUGGUGGGAGGGGAGCCUCAGUGCUGGUCAGAAGGACACUGCCUCCUGGUUGAUGAUUCGUUCCUCCACACCGUCUCCCACAAGGGGCCUUCAGAAGCUGGACCGCGUGUCAUUUUGAGUGUGGACCUCUGGCAUCCAAACGUGGCUGCAGCAGAGAGACAAGCUUUGGACUUCAUGUUCAGCCCUGACCUCUGAAUUUGUUCAUGCCAACAAUACACAACAUGCCGGCAUGCCUUACCUUAGCCCUGCUUGUUGUGGGUCAUCUAUCUCUAUUUCCAGUUGAUGAAUCACUGUGUGAAUCGGCCUUAAGAAUUACACAGAAUUUGUGUAAAAAAUUACACACGCUAUUGUGUGGAUUGGUAUAAUACCACUAGAGUGCAUAAUGCCACUAGAGCGCAUUAUGCCCACGAGAGCGGAUUAUUGUGGACAAUAUUAGACUUACAUCCGUUACGAUAAUAAAUGCUAGACAGUUUGGCUGCAGACUACAAGCUGACAUCACUUAUAAGCACAAACAUAUCUAAACUACAAAAGUCUGGUGUUAAAAAAUAUCAUAUCUUGAUAUAAUACACUGUAAUUGUGAAUAUUAUUUGCAUGUGAAGCCAGUUUGUCCUGAAUGCUGGAGUUUGUUUUAAGCAGCUGAUGCAUGUGCACGAGCGCCUGGGAUCAGCCAGGAUGAUUUAUUUUGAAAUAAAGUAAGAUAAACUCAACCAAAAUACUGUGAAAACAUGAAAAUCAUAUACAUUACUUUUGAAUGCCAAAUAUAUACAAACCUUUGCAUACUGUGAUGAUUCUUUAUCUUCUUAUUACCUCUAUAUAUGCUGGUAUUUUUGUGUGUGUGUAUAUUUUUGUUAAUUCUGUUUUGCUUGGAAUCCAAAAAACAAAAAAAGAACAGAUAAAUC